UCCAAAAAAGUUAGCACCCCGAUAUCCAAUUUACGUCCGUCGUGACCGUUGAUAUAAAGGGCGGCGCUGCCGAAGACAUGUAAUAUUUUUCUUUCCCUUUGUUCUCUCCAAAACACUUUCGUUCAUCUUCAUAACAGACUUUUACACUCAUAUAUCCUAUUUUAUACGGUAUUGCACUGGGUGCAUUUGAGCCGUCAAGUCUUGUUCGCUUUGUAGGCUUCGGCUGCGCACGUACAAAUGUUGAGUGUCCGAAACAGUCUUGCUGGACAUGACGUAUCGGGAGACGCAGCUUCCGCUUACGUUCCAGAUCCCGAACGGACUCGGAACAUUCGACUUGCUCUCGAGAGCUUAGAUACUACCUUGGCUCACAAGUACCAUCAAGAGAGCCAUAGUCCCAUAUUUUGCUCUGGCGUUCCUUCCUUAUCUACCCCUACCACGCCUCCAAAAGUGCAUACAGUCCUUCGGCACAAGAAAAAAUACAGGCCUCCCCCUUUGAUAUUGGAUGUACAGCAUUCUGCACAGCAAUGUCCAAGGUCGAUCCUUGAUCCGAUUCCUACGGAGCCACAAAGCCGACUACUCAAGUCCCAACGUAGUCUGCCCAUUCUACGGACUGUACCUGUGACAGUACCCACUCACGCAUAUCGGUCAUCUAUUACCUUUGCUUUUCCUACUUCCUCUCCUGCCACCACAGUGACACCUACCCCAACCUAUUUGACCGUGCCUUCUGUGCAACCCCCCCUCUCACCGUUGACACCGCCCCCGCCGUCCCCAUCAACGACGAAGCGUAAGCGUUUCUCAAGGCUGUGCCGCAAGUUUGGCGAGUCCCCGCCCCCUGAGCUCGUCUUUGGUGGGGGUCCUGCGGCCACAGAGGCUCGCGGUGGCAUGCAGAAGAAUGCCUUAGCUCCUACCAUGGAGGAGGACGAAGAUCUGGACACGGCUAGUAGUGAGGGAACGAGCGAGGAUCAUCAUCCAUCCUCGCUUUUCAUGAAAGACGCCGAUAAACUUCAUCAUAUCCCAAAGCAGUACGGCACAGCUUGGUUGCUGGAGAGGAAAGGACGGCGCGUCACGCAGCGCAAUUACGAGGACGUAAUGAAACGCCUGAGGAUGCUUUGAACGCUCCAGUGCUCAUACAUCACGUUUCAUUCGUUUCGCCCGUUGCUGUUUGUGAAUAUUCGUUAUAAUAUUUA
Molecule: messenger RNA, 1187 nt
Organism: Suillus paluster
Lineage: Eukaryota; Fungi; Basidiomycota; Agaricomycetes; Boletales; Suillaceae
Exons: 2
Coding region: 238-1113 (291 amino acids)
Source: RefSeq, a predicted model, not a curated record